AUGGAAGAGGGAAUAAAUGAAGAAGCUUUGCCAAUUAUUGAGUGUCCAGAAAUUUAUGCUAAAAUAGAAGGUAUUCAGGUUACAGCGUUAGUAGAUUCAGGUUCUAGAGUUACCACGAUCUCUGAAGAAUUUUAUUUGGAGAAUACGGAGAUUUUGAAAAAUUGUCCGCUUUUGCCUGUCACGGGAGUGACGGUGAAAGGAGCGAUAAAAGGCAAGUUAACGAAGGUUAGAAAUCAAAUAAUGGCGAUGACUGAAAUUGGGAAAGUUAAAACCUACAUAAAAUUUUUGAUAGUGCCCGGCUUGAUUAGGGAUGUGUUGCUUGGAGUAGAUUCUUUGCAACCGCUUAAAAGUCUAAUUGACCUGGGAGCAAUGUCUCUCCAGGGCAACCAGUGUGUGAAAAACAUUUUAACGCCGAUGAAAUUGUAUGGCAGCGAAAUCUUGUGGCUUCUGAUGGUACUGUACUCGGUGUUACACCUUUCCUCGAUUGAUACAACGUGUGGUUUCGACCCUAGAUUCUUUGAGAUUCUAAAAUUAUCUCUCUCGAAAAAAGACGAGAUUCAAAAACACGGAAUUUUAUUAAUCGAUGAAAUGGCUACAAGGGAAAGUGUCCACGUUAAUUCCAAAACACUCUCGUAUAAAGGAUUGAUCGACUUUGGCAAAGAAGGAGAACAGGCUUCUGAUUUUAACGAAAAAGCGAACCAUGGUUUGGUAAUUAUGUUUCAUCCAUUGUACGACGAUUACACGCAACCUAUAGCUGUAUUUGCCUCACGAGGAUCAGUUAAGGGAGAUGUUCUUGCGAAACUGAUUGUGAAGGCAAUUGUAUUACUCGAAAACGCCGGCGCAAAAAUACACGGAGUCGUGACGGAUGGAGCGAGUACUAAUCGAAAAUUUUGGAGUGAGAUGGGCAUCAGCGGACAGAGGAAAAAUUUGCAAAAUUCCUUUGAACAUCCUGUGGAUGAAAGGCGUCGGGUUUUUGUAUUCUCUGAUACUCCGCAUUUGGUGAAAACCAUUCGCAAUCGUCUGUAUGGCAAGAAGAUUUUACAGAUGGACCCGACGGAAUCUCCGAUUAAAUGGGAUGAUAUCGAGAUGCUUCAUAAAAAGGAUAAAGAACUCGCCGGUCCGGGCCAAGUUUUAAUGUGCCCCAAAUUGUCCUCGAAUCAUUUUGCGCUUAAUAAUGCAUCCAAAAUGAGAGUACGAUUGGCUGUGCAGGUUUUCAGCAAUACUGUCGCAUGCGGACUUCGAUUCUUUCAACAGUACGUCCCGGAAUUGAAAGAUUGUGAAGGAACUGCAGCUUUCUGCGAGUGGAUCAAUCAAAUGUUCGACGCCCUCAACCGCAAAGACGAUAUCGAAGGAAUGCAGCCUGGCAAUACCGAUUUUAAGAUUCUCGAGGAUUCUAUUCGCAAGCUGGAUGAGUGGGAGGAGAAGGUGGAAAAAGGCUUGUUAUCGAAGGAUCUGUUCUUGACUCCGCAAACGGCCGAAGGCUUAAGAGUGACUCUAAAGUCAACUCUCGACAUCGUCACGUAUCUGACGAAUGAAUGCGGUUUCCCGUAUGUUUUAACGGGUCGAAUAAAUCAGGAUCCGCUCGAGGUUAAAUUACUUCAGGGACUUGACAUAUAUUCAUGCAGAUUCGAAAUAAAAUUGGGUGAAUACUUCUUUGGACUACGCACCGAAUUCGUGGAAUCAAAUGUUAUCAAGUGCUAGACUUUCUGUGCUCUCUCUGU
Messenger RNA from Venturia canescens, 1721 nucleotides. RefSeq lists its product as uncharacterized. Bases 1 to 1701 code for a protein of 566 amino acids. The transcript is spliced from 6 exons. The record is from RefSeq and is a predicted model, not a curated record. NCBI's taxonomy places the organism in Eukaryota, Metazoa, Arthropoda, Insecta, Hymenoptera, Ichneumonidae.